AUGAAAGCUUGUUACUCUCGAGACCGGUUAAAUGACACUUCAUAUGAUACCAUGGCUAUGGUCAUCAUCUCACUUCAGACGUUCACUGGCAUGUGGAUAAAUGCUUUCAUCGCUUCUGUGCUUUGCAUUGCUUGGGUGAAAAAGAAAAGUUUUAGCUCUAAUGAGAAGAUCUUGCUGGUUUUGGGAUGCUGCAGGUUUUGGUAUUUGUGCAUUACAUGGGUGCAUUCCUUACUUUCAAUAAUUUAUCCACGGUACUUUUAUAUUCACCCAGUACCCCAACUAUUGACAUCUAUUCAAAGCUUUUUAAAUUUUUCUAACUUGUGUGUUUCUGCCUGUCUUUGUAUUUUUUAUUGUAUAAAAAUUGCAAAUUUCAGACACAUCUUUUUCAUCUACCUGAAAGGAAAAAUUGACAAGACCGUGCCGUGGCUGUUGUUGGGUUCAGUGCUUUUAUCCCUGGUCAUCGGCAUUCUUGUCUACCGUACCACCGAUGAAGCACUCUGUAGCAACCACAAUGCCACCACCAGAGGAAAUUUCUGGAAAAUGAAUAUCAGAAUGGAUGAACACUUUUUCCCUGUUUUUUUUCUCUUUGGCUUUGGAUUUGCCACCACAUUCAUAGCAGUAAUCUCUUCUGCUCUUCUCCUCCUCUUUUCUCUCUGGAGACACAAAUGCAAGAUGCAGACAGACUCAAGGAAGAACAUCAGCACGGAUGCCCAUGUCAAAGCCAUAAAAUCGAUUCUGUCCUUUUUCAUCCUUUACAGCAUUAACUUUACAUGUUUGAUCUUGUCAAUGAUUUAUGCCACAAAGAAGGUAAAUCCUGUGGCGUUUCUCAUUUUAGUAUUUCAGUACGCUUUUCCAGCUGUUCAUUCCCUUGUUUUAAUUUUCAGCAAUCCCCAACUGGAAAAGACACUGCGAAGGACUCUGUCUUGUGUGAAGUGCAAGGUUUGCAUGAGGUAG
This is a messenger RNA of Calidris pugnax (ruff), 954 nucleotides long. Its product is annotated as taste receptor type 2 member 8-like. The record is from RefSeq and is a predicted model, not a curated record. Gene Ontology annotation, molecular function: G protein-coupled receptor activity; bitter taste receptor activity. Gene Ontology annotation, biological process: G protein-coupled receptor signaling pathway; detection of chemical stimulus involved in sensory perception of bitter taste; sensory perception of taste. Gene Ontology annotation, cellular component: membrane. The transcript has a single exon. The coding region runs from base 1 to 954 and encodes 317 amino acids. NCBI's taxonomy places the organism in Eukaryota, Metazoa, Chordata, Aves, Charadriiformes, Scolopacidae.